AUGCUUCCCUCAAAGAUCAACACAAUCGCAAUCGUGCUUUCAGUCUUGAUAUUUUCUCUUAACUCAAGUGUACUAUAUGGUGCAGAUUUAGACUAUAUCUCUGCCCAAAUGUGUGUUUAAGACAAAAGAUCAAACUUUUAAGCUGAAUGCUAUCUGCAAGACUACCCUCACUCUGUUGAAAUCACAAUCAGCCGCAAAAAGUAUACUUGCCUUUGCGAAUGGAUGGAUGAUGCUAAUAUGAAAAAGAAAAUCAAUGAAGCAAUGGAGGCAUUAAAAAUGAACCAAGAUCAAGCUACAUCAACCUAAUCAUCAGGCAUUAAGAAGAGAAAGGAGACAUCUACAAUUGCCAAGCUUAUGCAAAAUAUCUGA
Stylonychia lemnae is the source of this 369-nucleotide messenger RNA. Lineage: Eukaryota; Ciliophora; Spirotrichea; Sporadotrichida; Oxytrichidae. The record is from the annotation of a GenBank genome assembly.